AACCUUUAGACUCCGAGGCUGACGAUCAAGAUCAAGAAGGGACACAGGGACCGUAGUUCAAUGCGAAGUUAACGUUCAAAGUAAAAGUAGUCUUCCUUAAUCCAUAAAAUGAGUUCUGUUGAAAUGCAAAUGGACGCGUAUUUGUCUCGAAUCGGGUUCUCUAGAUCCCCCUCGCGCAGCCUGCACGUGCUGCAGACGGUGCACACCUGUCACCUGCUGUCGGUGCCGUUUGAGAACCUGACGGUGCACAGCGGGGGGCAGGUGAAGCUGGACCUGCCUCACCUGUAUGAGAAGAUCGUGCUGCAGCGCAGGGGGGGGUUCUGCUUUGAGAAUAACAGCCUGUUCGCCUGGCUGCUGACCCAGAUGGGCUUCCAGGUGACCCUUCUCUCAGCCCAGGUGAGGAACCAACCAACGGGCUACUACGGACCUCCUUUUGACCACCUCAUCCUCAUGGUGAGCCUGGAUGGGCAGCGCUGGCUCUGCGAUGUUGGGUUUGGUGUCCCGGGCUUCAGGACCCCCCUCUCGUUGGACACCAGUGGCCCCCAGGAGCAGGGCCACAGAGUGUACCGCAUAAGAGAGCAGAGGAAUGAUGCUGCAGGGAUGCACUUCCUGGAGUGGCAGCAGGACGAGAUCAGAGGAGCAGAUGGAGAGUGGACCGAGAUCUACAAGUUCACCCUGGACCCUCGGCGCAUGGAGGACUAUGCGGAGAUGUGUCAGUACCACCAGAGCUCGCCAUGCUCCCUCUUCUUCUGCAAGUCCCUGUGCACCAUGCUCACCCCCGGGGGGAGGCUCACCUACAUCGGCCGCAGACUGACCACCACCACGUUCCCCACAGAGGGCACGGCAUUGGAGACCUCCACCCGAGAGCUGCAGGAUGACGAGAUACCCGGCGUUCUCAAGGAGAAGUUUGGAAUUGUGCUAAAAUCUCCGCUUGUACCAAAAGAUGAGCCGAUGACACCACUUCGAGUCGUGUAUUGAUCAUGCUUACACCUUAAUGCAUGGGGGGGUUAUGAUCAGACAUGCAAAAGGCCCCACCACAUCUCCUUUGUGUCUAUAUGUAGUCAUUUGUGGUUUUCUUCCUGGUCAUUUUGUGUCUGUUUUUAAUAUAUUCAUGUGUAUUUGUACUCAUUUUGUGUCUUUUCCUGCUGUCCUAUGUUUCUGGCUUUGCCCCAUUUUUUUGUUAUUUCGUCUCAGUGUGGUCAUUGUAAAUGUCUAUGCAACUGUUUUGCCAGCCUUUGUAGUUAUUUUUGAUCCUUUUGUACUAUUUUUAGUCACUUCCUGGCUGGUACUAGGGCUGUAAAUUACAUAUUUCAUCACAAAACAGAAUUAUAUAAAUUAUUCGGACAACCAAUAUGCGGUUACCACAGUCUGCCAUUAUACAUUUUGGAUUCAGGUGCCCAUUUAACAGUUAUAUCAUGUCACAAAAGCAACUAAAAUUUGAUUUGACAAUUUUAUUACAGGGCACUAGCAGACAUAAAAACCCCAGUCUUUCAGGAAGAUGGUGAACUUUGACGGAUAUGGAGACACAGACGUGCCAUGGACAUCUUAAAAUAGAGGUGUUUAUGAUGAUAUGCUUCUGUUUUCACUUCAGUAUGAGUAUGUUGAAUCAACAAUCAUUGAAUUGUAACACCCUUAGUUGGUACGUUUCGCUUUGAGUGACGUUUUCUAGAAAAAAGUACGUGAAAAAGCUGUCAUUGAGAUCUGUCUUUGUUUCAUACAUGUGAUACGAGAUUUUAACUUUCAGGUUUAAAUACAAAACUUCCACACCCAAAUCAACCAAAUACAAAACAUCUGCAGAACUCUGUCUCUGAACACAAGCGACAAGAGCAGAUCAAUUGUCAGUUGGAUUUAAUAAAUUAUACAUACACUUUAA
Messenger RNA from Eleginops maclovinus (Patagonian blennie), 1873 nucleotides. RefSeq names its product arylamine N-acetyltransferase 2-like. The transcript is spliced from 2 exons. The record is from RefSeq and is a predicted model, not a curated record. Gene Ontology annotation, molecular function: arylamine N-acetyltransferase activity. NCBI's taxonomy places the organism in Eukaryota, Metazoa, Chordata, Actinopteri, Perciformes, Eleginopidae. Bases 109 to 978 code for a protein of 289 amino acids.